Molecule: messenger RNA, 4914 nt
Organism: Menidia menidia (Atlantic silverside)
Lineage: Eukaryota; Metazoa; Chordata; Actinopteri; Atheriniformes; Atherinopsidae
Source: the annotation of a GenBank genome assembly
AUGGAAGGUUUAGAAAUCAGGUAUGACUGUAACAACUUUUUCUUUUCACUGAAUUACAACCUUAUACACUCAUGGAUUCAGGGUUUUACAAACAAGAAAAUUGACUUUGUGGAUAAUACAACAGUAUGCUACAUUUUAGGGAACCAUAUAUGUUUCCUGAACCUUGACACUAAAAUGCAAAGUGUUUUUCGGAGUCCUGUCCGAGACCUUGGAAUACUGACAGCUAAUGGCAACAGUGGGAUUUUUGCCUUCUCUGAGCAAAAACUAUCCCCAUCUAUUUUUGUGUACAGCUUCCCAGAGCUUGUGCCAAAGAAUGUAUUGAAAGGAUCAGCACAACUAGACUACACUUCUCUGGCAUUAAGUGGAAGUGGUCCUUAUCUGGUUUGUUGCUCUUCUCUACCUGACUACACCAUCACAGUGUGGAACUGGGAAAAUGCAGAGCCAAUUUGUUCACAACCAAAUGUUGGAAAGGAUGUCAUUUCCCUGGUGUUCAACCCUUUGAAUUGGCUCCAGCUUUGUGCUGUAGGCCAAAACACUCUCACUCUAUGGCAUAUUGACAAGAGUGCCAGCUUUCAUAUUCUGAAACCAAGAGCAAUACAGCUUCCGACAACUGAUGCUUCCUCUGUUGAAAGAUGUCCAUCCACUCUUCACAAUCUCAGCACCAAGCUGCCAUAUGAUUUACCAGAAGUGGACUCUUUAGGGCUGAGAAGCAGCAUGGCUCUUGGCGUUGUGGAGACCUCAGUCUCCACCAGAACCACAGUGACUCCCUCCGCCAUCUGUUGGACAGCCACAUCAGAGCUCUAUGUGGGCUGUGCAGAGGGCUUCCUGCUCCUCAUUGACCCAGAGAGUCUCUCUGUCUCUGCCCUUUUUAACCCAACAACUGACGAUGCCAUCCCGGAACUCAGACAGUGCAACUUUCAAGCUUUGACACUUCAUCGCGAUGGUCUCAUCGUAGCUGGAAAGGAGAAUGUGGUGCACACUUUGGAGAUCAAAGGGAAUCAGCUCAACAUCACACAAACCUGGCAGACAGAAAGGCCCGUCACAGCUGUGAUGCUGUCCCCUGACAAAGAGACAUUAUUUCUAUCUUCCAGCACAGGACAAAUCUAUUUACUCAACCCAACUCUGUCAGGGAGGAUUGAAAAGAUCCUAGAUGUCCAAUCCGGCAACUUUUUGAUGACGGCUCUGUUGAACACUGACAGAAAUAUUUGCGUGUCAAUAAGAGACUCAGGAAAAUUACAGCUGUGGUCAUCAGAUGGCAACUGUCUUGGGUCCUUGUCUCUUCAAACUGAGGUGACAAGCCUGGCCUGCUGUCCUAUUGCACAUUAUGCAGCCGUUGGAACUGCCUCAGGAAGUGUCUACUUUAUUGACCUGAACAAGGAGGAGCAGCCUCGAAUGGUGCACCAAGUUCAUCUCUACCACACUGCGGGGCACUUCCUUCUCACCAGUGGCUCAGAUUCCCAUGUGUAUGUACUGAACGCUAAGCCAUCUAUGAAGUUUGCAGUCAUAGGAUACACAGUUGUUCCAGGACACAUUUUGUCGAUUUCAACUCAGUGUCCCAGAGGCCAGAAUGAGGUGAAAGUCCUUCUAUUGCAUGGUGAACAUGAAAACAAGAAUAAGGAUGGAAACCAGCUGACACUGCUCUCUCUGCCUGUCAAAAACCUUACAGGUCCAGAUUCUGCAGACCGUCAUGGCUGUCUGUCUGCUCACGUCUUCAAAAAGUUACAAUACAAAGUGCCUCUUCCACUCAACUCCUGUGUUCUUGGAGGCAGUGACAUGUUUGCGUACUGCCACAGGAAAAACACUCUUCAGCGAUUUCAUCUGCCUGAGGAUACAGACAGUGACUCCAGUCAACAGUUACUCCAGUUAACACCAGAGCAGGAAGUGAAAGGUCACCCUCUGGGCCCUGUCUCUCUUCUUCUGUCUCCUAACCGCUUGUGGUUGGCCUCCAUAGGCCAAGACGGCUUACUGCGCAUUAGAAAAACUGCUUCUAUGGAGCAGUACACUGAGCUGCAGUGUCACUCGUGCCGUCGGGGUGGAGUUCGGAGUUUGUCCUUCUCUGCAGAUGAUCACAGGCUUCUUACUACUGGCUGCAGAGACGUCUCUCUGGUGUGCAGCGAGCUUAGAAUUAAAGGAGUGGAUUCUGGAAAGAUGAAAGAAGCUGCCGAGUAUAGUCGAACAAUGACUCAGUCCGUGAAGAAAACGUUCAACACUGAAAACCCCCUCCUCAUUGAUUUGCCUGGUGGGGGUCCAUGUGUGGAUGUGACGGAGCAGGAUGAGAAUUACAGCAGCCUGCUCUGUCCAGUGUCACAAUCAACAUGGCUGGAAUGGAGGCAAGAAGCGGUUGUAAAAGAAGACAGCCAGCAAUACUCUGAAACAAAGAAAAACAUGAAAGGAGCCAUCAGAGAGUUACGUGAUGCUGUCCAGCAGAUGCUCCGUGAAAAUGAGAGCCUUCCAGAGGAAGACUUCAACUUGGACGUGGAGGAGCAGAGGAGAUUUGAGGCCAUGGUGGAGCAGGAAGUCGCGAGGGUGAGAGCUGAAAUUCAACACAACAUUGUGGAGAAAUGCUACCUCCACUAUGUCCUGAAGAGAGAUUGCUGGGAUUCUAUUAUGGUCAAAGGCAGAGCCAUCAAGGCCUUUAACUCUAAAGUGGUAGUGCAGAACUACCCUCUGAAAGAACGAACAGAGAAAGAACUGGAGGACCUCCAAAGGGUUCAGAAUAUGAGGAAUUUUGAAAAGGCUGCCUAUACCCUGAGCAGCCAAAAGAAAAGCUCCAGCUUACAAGACGAAGAGCAGGACAUGGAGGGCCAUGAGGCAGAGAAUACUGCUCUGUCAGGAAGCUUCUCAGCUCAGUUAGGAUAUUCAAAUCCUUAUGUAUAUGAUCAGUUCAUUCUUCAAACUACAGAACAGAGGAUCAACCAGAUAAUUCUGCUACAGGAUGUGAUUUUUUCCAUCAAGACGGCUUUCAACAGAGAAUUUGAAGCCCUGCACAGGUUGAAGGUGCAGGAGCUCAAACGCAUCAGGGACAGGAACAUGCACAUCAGGAAGAUCAUGACGGAGCUGGACCUGAAUCAGGAGCUGUGGGAACCCAGCCUGACCGACGAGGAGUGGCCAGAGAGGCUCCUCACUGUGGACAACUCAGAGAUCACAGCAGAGAGGUACCUCACCCCGGAGCAGCAAAAGGAGGAGGAAAGGAGGAAAUUGGAGGACCUGAGUCGCCUUGCUUCUCAAGGUGAUAACAGCAGAGAAAGGGGUUUGGAUGACAUGAUGGACGGAGAGCUUGAAGUGAAAAAAGUGGAGAUCUUGAAAAUGGAAAUCCCUCUGCCUGAGUUUGUUUUGAGCAAACCUAACAUUCACUGGAGUGAAGAGGAGAAAAAAGUCUUCAAAGAAUAUGAAAAGAAAACCAAAGAUCUCAGUGAGGAGAAGGAGCUAUACAAAAGGUCACUGGAAUCGGAAAUGAAGAAACUGCUGGAAUCCACCAAAGAUGCAACCGAAAGAUUUGAUGAGAGAGUGACAUUGCUGCUGGAGAAAAAAGUUAAAUGUACAGUGGCUAUAUACCAGGAAGAGCUCAAGAUUGCUUAUCUGGUUGAUUCUGUGUUCACAGAAGAGGAGAUGAGAAAUCAGGAGCUGGAGCUCAGGCUUAAACUUGAAAAGAUGUUGGUGUGCAAGGAUGAAACUGGGGCGGAGAUGAAGAGACACAAAGGCCAGGUGGAGUUCUUUCAUGAGGAGUAUGACAACGCUGUUGCUGAGGACAAAGUUCUUGACAAAGACUUCAGGAAGGAGUUUUUUGAUAUACCAAACCACAUGAUUGAUAACCUCUACAAGUUGUUCAAACGGAGACCCAGGGGUGAAAAGAUUAGGACCCUGACCAGCAACACGUCCAGCUUGUCAAAAGAGCACCGUGUGGGCAGCUCCACAGCCCCUGCUGCACUCAGCCAAAUGCUCAAAGCCAUGGAGGAGCUGGACGCUCCAGAGAACAUGCCAGAGAUGUUGAACCCAUCCGUCUGGGAGAGAUUUUGCAUUGUGCGCAGAAAUAAAGUACAGAGCGAAUAUAAGGUAAAAAUAAAAGCUUUGAUUCUUGCUGAGAUGCAAGCAUUCCUGCAGAGAAGGAGAGACGAAGAAAAUGCUGUCCAGCAAGAAAUCAAAAACCUCUCUGAAGAUCUUCAAAGUCUGCAUAAGAAGAGGAACCAUCACCUGACAAACACCAUGGUCCAGGUCAUACUCAAACAGGGACAGGUGGAGGUGCCCACUGUGGACCUGGUAGCUGACACGGCAGAAACUGACUUCAUCCUCUACCACAGGAGUGUGGUGGACAGCCUCAGAGGCAUCAUCAGGAAUCUUGCAGGAGAUAUGGUGGCCUCAAUGGAGGGAUACAAAGAAAUCCGUAAGAGCAUUAUCCAGCUGGAGUGGGAGCACAGAGUGAUAAUAAUGAAGAUAGAGGACCUCCACGAAAAGAUGAGGGGCAUCAAGAUGCUACGACUCUCAGAGGAUCAACAGCAUAUGACAUAUCGCAGCAAGACGGAUGCGAGCAGUUGUAUGUCAGAGAAGGUUGCCCUUCUGGAGAAGAGUAUAGCUCUGAUGAAAAAGGCACACCAAAGGGGCGUGCAGCAGCGCCAGAAAAAGAUCGAACGGAUUAAGAAACAGGCGGCAAAAAAGGCUGAGAAGAACGCCAUUUUAGAGCGGCAGCUCCCUGAUAUGCAGAUGACUGUGGCAGAGCUGAGACACAUCUUUGCAGCAGCAGCUACUGACGAAAAUGAGGCGGCUAAAAGAGAAGAGCGCUUCCAGGAGAUUGUUCAGAAGAAGACUUUGGAGGACCUUGCCAGAGAACAGUCGGACAACUUAGAUGUCCUCUGGGCAGAAAUUGAGCAUCUGACAAUGAGGAACUUUCCCUCACUGGAUCAGAUGAAACACGACUGA